AUGGCAUUUUAUCAUUGUCCCUAUAUCCCUAGAACUGGAGAAAUCUGUAAUUGGCCAUGUUAUCAUCCCAAGGGAUGCAAAGUUCACCGGGAUUCACCUAUUCAUUAUCCUUGUAAAGAAUAUGGUUGUGUUAAGUUAACUUAUUCCGAUUAUGGUUAUUGUGAUCCCCAUGCACAGAAACAUCGUAGAAGAGAGUAUAAGCAUCAGAAGAAGCUAGAGAAGAUGGCACAAAAAUCAGAAAAUUUUACUUUAUUUUCAGUGACUUUGGUGACAGUAUAUAAGAACAAGAUAAAAAAGAAUUUAAAGCCAAAAUUUAAUAAUAAACCCGUCACCAAAGUUGUCACCAAAGCUGUCACCAAAGAUUUUUCAGUGACAGAUAGCAUACCCGCUAAAAUGUAUAUAGCAUACUCGAUAGCAAUUACGCGACAUAUAUUUGAUGAAUCAGAGAUUCGAGGCUUUGCCUCAUAG
Molecule: messenger RNA, 468 nt
Organism: Entrophospora candida
Lineage: Eukaryota; Fungi; Glomeromycota; Glomeromycetes; Entrophosporales; Entrophosporaceae
Source: the annotation of a GenBank genome assembly